Molecule: messenger RNA, 1418 nt
Organism: Diospyros lotus (date-plum)
Lineage: Eukaryota; Viridiplantae; Streptophyta; Magnoliopsida; Ericales; Ebenaceae
Product: vicilin-like seed storage protein At2g18540
Exons: 8
Coding region: 98-1141 (347 amino acids)
Source: RefSeq, a predicted model, not a curated record
CGGUCGGGCUGGGGGCCUUCUCGUCGAGUGGAUCAAUCGGUCGGCUCUCCAUUCUGUGCAACUUUCCAAACCCUCGGCUCCAAAUAACACAACACAAAUGGUGAAAGAUCGAAGCAAAUCGCGGGAGGAGGAUGAUGCGGAAAACGGAGAAUCGUCGAAGAAAGCCCGCAGUGGUUCCAAAUCCAAGAGGAAAGUAGAAGAAGAUGAAGAAGAAGUAGAAGGAUUAGACUCCGAAUCCGGCAGUGGAUCCGAUGAUGACGGGUCGAGAAGGUCCGAAGAAGGGAGAAAGAGGAAGAGAAGUCGAGGCUCGAAGCGACGAUCGCGAAGGAAGUACAGCGACGACGACGAUUCGUACUCUUCUUCAUCGGCAGAUCAGUAUUCGGACUCGGGAGAUUCGUAUUCGGAGCAUUCGUCGGAGGACAGCGAGACCGAGGAGGAGAGGCGGCGGAGAAAGAGGAAGGAGAGGAAGAGAAGAGAGGAGAGAGAUAAGGAGAGGAGGCGGAGGAGAAAAGACAAAGAGAAGAAGAGGAGGAGGAAGGAGAGAGACGAAGAUGACAGGAAGCUCAAGAAGAAAAAGAAGAAGAGGGAUAAGAAACACAAGGAUAAGAAGAAGGACAGUGAAAGGGGAAAGAAGGGCGCCGUCACCAAUUCUUGGGGAAAGUAUGGCAUUAUCAGAGAAACAGACAUGUGGAACAAGCGGCCUGAGUUCACUGCAUGGUUGGCAGAAGUAAAACAGGUGAACUUGGAAAGUUUGCCAAACUGGGAAGAAAAGCAAAUGUUCAAAGAAUUCAUGGAGGACCAUAAUACCACAACUUUUCCUUCCAAAAAAUACUAUAACCUUGAUGCAUAUUUCAAACACAAGAUCGAAAAAGAAAUUAAAAAAGGUAUCAAAAAGGCCCCCAAGACAGAAAUGACGGUAUUUAAUGAUGAAGAACAGCGACGGCUAGAAUUGCUGCAAGAACGCGAAAGACACAAGGAAGAACAGGUGGAAGCACUGAAGCGGUCUAUGCAGGGUGGAAUGGCACAAGCAAUGAAGGAGCAAGCUCAACUCAGAGAAGAAAUGGCUUACCAUUUCAGGGUUGGCAAUUUAGAGGCUGGUGCUGCAAUUCAAAGAAGGCUGGACCCAGAUGUUGCUAUGUGAGAAGGGUAUUGAAAAUGGAAGGAUCUCUGGGUUGCUAAUGAAUCGCAAUCCCUGCCAAGCUUGCAGAUAUGAUCUUCAGAGAUCCGUUUGCUUGGAGCAUGAUUUGAGAGAUUAAAACCUUUUCUUUUUUGAGGUUCACUUUUUGGGCUCUCUUAAUGUGUCCCAUUUUUGCAGCAUAGUAGAGAUUUAUAUAUAUUACUAUGCGAACAUAUAUAUGUCCUGUAACACUGCUGAGUUUAUUAUGUUUUCAAACGCAUUGCUGAUGCUGCCUUUGUAA